AUGCCGAAGGGCCACGAGUUUUCUGUGGAAGUUAAAGCUAUGAUGUUCAAAGUGAUUUGUUACGUCGAAAGUGAAAAAUCUGGUGCGGUAAUCCCUGUCAACGAACGUUUGGUUGCCAUGCUUGGUAUCUCAGCUCAGUCAGUGAAAAACUUAAAACAUGAAAUGUCAACACAGCCAACACUGGAUGAACUGAUAGACGAGCCGACUGAAUUGAUUCGAACCAGAUUACGUCACUCUUCAUCUGCCACAACCACCCAGAUGUCCUUACCAUAUCCAGCUUCGCCCAAGAAAAUACGACAUAGUGGUCGCUUCUUCGACAUUCUCCUGUUGUCUUGUGAUUUAGGACCAAGGCUAGUAAUCAGUGCCAUGAUCAGUAAAGAUGGGUUCCAUGAAAGUACAGUUGACGUAUGGGAAACCUCUAAGGAGCCUAAUAUGACGUCGUCUCUUUUUGUGCAAUGGAUUUUUAAAGCAGCAGCAGCUCUGCGAGCAGAACAUGAUACAUCGAAAAUUUGUAUAAUAGUAGAUAAUGCGCCAUGGCAUAACGAAGCGACCGAUGAAACAAAAAUGCCAAAACGCUCAUGGAAGAGAGCACAAGUCCUACAGUGGCUUGAUGAUCACAAAGUGCCGUAUUAG
Messenger RNA from Didymodactylos carnosus, 633 nucleotides. The record is from the annotation of a GenBank genome assembly. NCBI's taxonomy places the organism in Eukaryota, Metazoa, Rotifera, Eurotatoria, Philodinida, Philodinidae.